Messenger RNA from Populus euphratica (Euphrates poplar), 1568 nucleotides. Its product is annotated as Transducin/WD40 repeat-like superfamily protein. Bases 53 to 1501 code for a protein of 482 amino acids. The transcript has 17 exons. The record is from RefSeq and is a predicted model, not a curated record. Lineage: Eukaryota; Viridiplantae; Streptophyta; Magnoliopsida; Malpighiales; Salicaceae. Gene Ontology annotation, molecular function: protein binding.
UAGUAAUUUUAACAAAUAAUCUCCAAAUUUUGAUUAUUUUGUUUUGCUUGUAAUGGAGAAGUAUUUGGUUCCAGCGGAAGAAAACCCUAGAAGACCUACUCGAUUGUAUCAAUGGAAGAGAAGUUUAAUCGAAUUGAAUGGCAGAUUAGGGUCAAAGUACCGCCAUGACCUCUCUGCUCUGCUCUUGCAAUCCUACUCUCAGAUUGGAGCUUUUCCGCACUUGUAUCAUACAAUUGGAGAAGGAGAUGCUGCAAUUCCUUGUCGAACUAAUCAGUUGAAUUCGAGGGGUUUGGCCUCUGACUUGACUCGCCAAUUCGCUAUAAACAAGCAAGGCGUAUCUGCCCUGGAGUUUGACAAUAAGGGAAUUUAUUUAGUAUCAGUGACGAAAUCAGGGUGCUUGACAGUGCAUGACUUUGAAUCACUUUAUUGUCAGGCUAAUGAUUCAUUUCCAUGCUUUGGCAAAGAUGAAAGAAAGUGUGAAGAUGAAAGUAAACAUGUCUUGCACAAUUCUUUGGGCCGACAACUAGACUCGGUUCGCUGGAAUCUUGCCAACCAAGAUGAGGUCGCUUGCACAUCUAUGAAAACUAAUGAAGUACAAAUUUUUGAUAUUGGUUACAUUUCUUCUGAACCAGUUGAAGUUUUAAAAACAAGGCGUGCUGUCACUGUUCAUGGGUCUGACAUUCAUAAAGGUCUAACAGAUAUUGCUUUCACUUCAGAAUCAAGGUUAAUUGCUUCUGAUACAAAUGGUGGAGUCAAUGUAUGGGAUAGAAGAAUGAGUGCACUUCCAUGUCUUGAGCUUACAUCUAAUUCCCGUAGUGCCCUUAACAGUAUCAAGUUAAAUGUGGAAAAUCAGAUGGUUUUCGGGGCUGGUCGGCAUGGAAUAGUUUAUAUGUGGGAUCUCCGUGGAGGAAGAGCUCCUUCUGCUUUUCAAAUUCAUAAAGAGAUGUGCCAUCCACCUGUAACGUCUUGGAAGUUAUCAUCAAUGCUUGAGAGAAUAGGAUCUUUGAAGGCACAAUCAGAUAUUGUCUCCAAAGAAGUGCACUCCAUUGAUUUUGAUCCAUCUUGUCCGUAUCAGUUGGCAUUCCAUCUUGAUGAUGGUUGGUCGGGCAUUUUAGAUAUUUACAAUUUCCAAGUUACGCAUGUUCAUUGCCCUCCCCCAGCUUGGUUGAAUGGGUCCUUCACUGAUCUGUUGUCCUUGAGAAAACCAUCAUGGCUAGCGACACAUUCAAUCUAUGUGGUUGGAUCAUCAACUGACAAUGGCAUCCAUCUUUUAGAUUUCUAUCCUGAUCCCAGCUCUCCUUGCCACGUGGACUACAGUCCCAUAGAGGACGCAGAGAGGCCAUCCAGGGUGAACAGAAGAAACAAGCAAAAUAGGUUUAUUCCAUUGUCUGAAGGUGUUACUGCGUGCGCCGCCCAUCCCCUCAACGGCACCAUCAUAGCUGGAACCCAGCUUUCAUCUUUGCUGGUCGUAUCCCAACAGAAGCAUUCUGAAGUCGAUUAGGAGAGAUGAAAGGAGUGAAAUGAAGAACAUCUUCAUUCUUUUAGGGGAACUCAAGAAUUUAUCCUUG